GCUAUUGUACAAGACUGAAUCGGAAUCGACCGUUUAUGAGAAAUCGCUAACCGUGCCGAUAAUGAAAGAUUGUCAACUAUGGCUGAAAAAUCAAAAUUCAUCAAUACAUUCCUAUCAUUUUCCAUCGAGAGAUUGUACCUGUUGGUUUCCAUGGUCGAGUUCGGAACAUGGUCUCGUUGUCGAUAUCAUUAGAUUGAACGUGCCGUGCUAUAGAGGAGAACUCCACUUUUCCGGUUUAAAUGUAAGCCAACAUCAGUACGCUAUUAGAAGCCAUCGUCAAGCGAGGGUUUGUGGAAAACUGGAGGAACUUUCCGAAACUGAUAGGCACAUUUAUUUCCCGCCCUCGCACACUCCACCGUUUCUCUACGUACGCGGAAAUCCCAUUUUCAAUUUAAAUUAUCAUCUCGUCGAUUACUGUUACAACGUUACGUUUACUUCGCGGAAUGGAUCCUUUGAGUUAAAACCAACGGGGGAGUUACAGUGCACGUUCAAAAUCUAUUUGCCAUACGGAAAUAGAAUAGCGUUAGUUUUAAAUAUAGGCGAUAGUACAACAACUGGCUUACCGAGUAAUAAAGAUUUUGGUAAAUUGGAAAACGUCGAUGGGAGUAAGUGUGAUGGAUUGUAUACGGAGUUACUUGAUGGAGAUAACGUAUGGAGUCAUUGUACGCGUCAUGGUGAUGCAGAACGAAAAAUCGAAGCUGUUUCAACGGAAAAUCGCGUUGUGUUAAAGAUUAGGUUAAGAUCUGGAACUAAAGGGGAUAUGUUAAGUCUUAAAAUGCGAUAUAGAGCUGAGCCAAUUGAGGAAAUCGUUAGAACGUGCGAGUUUGGUUGGGUUGCCUACCGACAAUUUUGUAUAUCACCCGCUGAAGAUAUGAAAUUACCUUGGAUACAAGCCGAAAUGGAAUGCGGGAGAAGAGGAGGUCAUCUAGUCAGUAUCAGAAAUGUUGAUGCUCAAAACAUAAUUGAAAAAAUUUUGCUAAAUAGCCCGGGUUAUCGAGAUUACAACGCCUACUGGAUUGGAGCGUCUGACAAAAUGCACGAAGGGGAUUUUCAUUGGACUGAUGGUUUACCGUUUUCAUUUACAAUACGUAUAUAAGGAGUUAUCUCGGCGAUGUGUGACUAAG
Messenger RNA from Onthophagus taurus, 1124 nucleotides. The record is from RefSeq and is a predicted model, not a curated record. Lineage: Eukaryota; Metazoa; Arthropoda; Insecta; Coleoptera; Scarabaeidae.